Messenger RNA from Cylindrotheca closterium, 579 nucleotides. NCBI's taxonomy places the organism in Eukaryota, Bacillariophyta, Bacillariophyceae, Bacillariales, Bacillariaceae. The record is from the annotation of a GenBank genome assembly.
AUGACUUUCGCAGACCCACAACUCCUUACCAGUCUCGAUUCUGCCCUUUCCAUCUUCCUUGCUUCCACUGGUUCUGCAGUUGCCUCUGCGGAAAGUGGAAUCUACGCACUUCGCAAGAAAGGACUCACCGCCUUUAUGGAAAAUGCAUCCGAGGAGAUGACUGAAGUGAACAGAUAUCGCCAUCUUUCUGCUGGCUUGUCGGUUGGUCUCGCAUGUCUCACAAGUGGUUUUGGAAUUGCCCGCUUCUUGAAGCAUCUCGACAAGAAGGCUGGCAUUGCAAGUGAUGAGCCGGAGAGACCAGAAACUGAACCAUUGAUUCAGCGUGUACGACGUGCUAUGGUAAAAGAGAACUUUGUGCAUCUUACCUUGAGCCUCGUCUUCUUGGAAGCAAUCGGAUUGUGUGGAUCAAUUGUUGCUCUUUUCCUUUUAUUGGAAGAAGCAGCUAUCCAGGCCGAGUUCAGUCUAGUUGAUCCAUCGUUUCGAUUGUCUUACUACAUAUUACCAUAUGUCUCCCUCGCAAUGAUGGCCAAAUCUAUCGCGAGUGAAGACACUGUAGAUGUGGGGAAUGCUUUGGAAUAA